GUUUCUCUCAGCAUUACCCAAAUUAAUAAUGCUAAAAAUCAACACCUUCCGCUGUUAGGGUUUGGGAGUUUGUUUGCGUGUGCUUUUCGAUUUCAAUUGGUACAUUCGAUCGCCUCUGCGCAUUUGCCAGUCUUCAUGUACACGCGGGCUCUCUGAUCCAUCACCAAACAUUCACAUUGGGCACACACUCUAUCAAUUUCCCAAAUCUUUCGCAAUUUCGAACGGAAACGGGGACCAACUGGGGUUUUCUGCGGCCUGAUAAAAUUUCUUGGGUUUUUCGAUGUCCUAUGACGAUUGUAAGGAUCGGGGAGAGGUGGUGCCGGAGCUGAUUUUGAGAGUUGGGGGCGAAGACGACAAAGGGGACUAUGUUAAGUUGGGGGAUGGUGAUCGGGGCGGUUGCGGGACGGCGGAGGGGUUUGAGGCGGUGGCGGAGCCGGCGUCUCUGAGAAAGUUAGCGUCUUUUUGGUAUUGGGUUAGGUUGGUAUUGUUGGUUAUGUGCUUGGGGUUGUUGGCUGGGGUUUUUGUAAAAUGGGUCGGACCUUAUUUCAUGGAUAAGGAGAUUAUUCCAAUUCUUGACUGGGAGACGAGAACAUUCAGUCCUCCAGUGCUUGCGGUUCUAGUCUUUGCUUCUGUGGCAUUAUUUCCCACUGUGCUUUUACCAUCUUCACCUUCUAUGUGGGUGGCUGGUAUGGCUUUUGGUUAUGGCUAUGGAUUUCUUCUAAUCAUAUCAGCAGCAGCUGUGGGUGUAUCCCUUCCAUUCUUCAUUGGCUUUCUCUUCUAUCACAAAAUUCAAGGAUGGUUAGAAAAAUAUCCGAAGAGAGCAUCCAUUUUAAGAUCGGCUGGGGAAGGAAACUGGUUUCAUCAGUUUCGAUCUGUAACAUUAAUCAGGAUUUCUCCAUUCCCUUAUAUUAUCUAUAAUUAUGCUGCUGUGGCAACAAAUGUCAAGUAUGUUCCUUACCUGUUGGGGUCCUUGGCGGGAAUGGUGCCAGAAACAUUUGUCGCCAUCUACACUGGGAUCCUGAUACGGACGUUGGCAGACGCUUCACAUGAGCGCCACGGUCUUUCAGCACCACAGAUAAUCUUCACUGUAGUUGGCUUCUCUUUGACUGUGGCUGCCACAAUUUUCUUCACGGCGUAUGCAAAAAGGCAGCUCAAGGAAUUACAAAAUGACGAUGAGCCACUGCUGCAAUGAGGUUCAAGUUCUAGUUUUGGUUGCAGGGCUAAUCUGCCAAACAAGCCAGGCUAAAAACACGGUGCGGGGAUGAAGUUAUUUUAUUAUACGGCUUCAUCCGUUGUUGUGAUUGUUUUCAAACUGAUGCAAAAUAUAAAUAAUUUGGAAGAUACGGAGGAGAAGCAGACCUGACAUGAAUUCAACAUGCUUGACACUUAUACAGGGCAGGCAUUUUUUCUUAAAACAAGUGUUGAUUUGCUCUUACGCUCUCGCCCUUAACUAUCUGUUGUAUGAUUGAAAUGUUGCUUCGAGGAUUGUAACUGAACUCUUGCAAGAUUCUUGACUGUAUAUAAAGAACUACUCAUUAGCACACUAAUUUA
Molecule: messenger RNA, 1551 nt
Organism: Pyrus x bretschneideri (Chinese white pear)
Lineage: Eukaryota; Viridiplantae; Streptophyta; Magnoliopsida; Rosales; Rosaceae
Product: TVP38/TMEM64 family membrane protein YtxB
Exons: 4
Coding region: 281-1192 (303 amino acids)
Source: RefSeq, a predicted model, not a curated record